This is a messenger RNA of Carica papaya (papaya), 1238 nucleotides long. The record is from RefSeq and is a predicted model, not a curated record. NCBI's taxonomy places the organism in Eukaryota, Viridiplantae, Streptophyta, Magnoliopsida, Brassicales, Caricaceae.
AUGUUUAAAAUGACUUGAACCAGUGCUAUCAUCAACCGGUGUGGGUUUAACAGCGAAGGAAUUGUUGUUGUGGCAAGGCGAUUGGGUGCCCAGCAUGGUAAAAGGAAAUUGGAUGAGACUUCAAGCACUUCACCCUCUUCCACUGAUGAAGUCAAACAUGGAGGCAAAGCUGGUCCUGGCAUUCUUGGUGUCAACCUGGGAAAGAAUAAGACAAGUGAAGAUGCUGCUGCAGACUAUGUACAGGGAGUUCAUAGCUUGUCUCAGUAUGCUGAUUACUUGGUAAUUAACGUUUCAUCACCUAACACUCCUGGCUUGCGUAUGCUUCAAGGAAGGAAACAAUUGAAGGAUCUUGUUAAGAAGGUUCAAGCUGCUCGUGAUGAGAUGCAAUGGGGUGAGGAGGGUCCUCCUCCAUUGUUGGUAAAAAUUGCUCCAGAUUUGUCGAAAGAAGACCUGGAUGAUAUAGCAGCAGUUGCUCUUGCACUCCGCUUGGAUGGAUUGAUCAUAUCAAAUACAACCAUUUCUAGACCAGAUUCUGUAAGCAAAAACCCAGUUGCUGCAGAAUCUGGUGGCUUAAGUGGGAAACCUCUAUUUAAUCUGUCCACCAGUAUCUUGAAGGAGAUGUACAUUCUGACAAGGGGGAGAAUCCCACUAAUAGGCUGUGGCGGUGUUAGCAGUGGUGAGGAUGCGUAUAAGAAACUAAGAGCUGGAGCAACUCUUGUUCAGCUUUACACUGGAUUUGCAUAUGAAGGGCCAGCCUCGAUUCCGAGGAUAAAGGCCGAGUUAGCUGAAUGCUUGAAAAGGGAUGGUUUUAAAUCCGUUCAAGAAGCAGUUGGUGCUGAUUUCAGAUAGUAAAUUCCUGCCACGGGAUUCUGAAAAUUAAGUUUUUCUUUUUCUUUUUUUUUUUUCUCAAAAAUUAUUCUUAUAGAGGAAGUUUCCUCUGGCUUUCUUUUGUUCUGUUUCUUCCUUCCUAGAGUUCUACAUGUGCCCACCCCCCGGCUCAACCUAGGUGAGAUGGUUUUGUUGUAAAAUAUUUUAUAGUGUAAUCUAUUAAUCGGAAUGGUGGGGAAAUUUUUGGUUACAAUAUUUAGUCAGAACAGUUUUAGCAAAUUUUUCAUAUGUAAUGUGGAAUCAAUAUCUGAACGGGAAUUAUCGACUGUGUUCGUGAUGGACUCGAGGAGACAUUGGUAGCUAAAAUUAGAAUAAUACAAUAAUAUCAUUUAGCCUUGGUUCUUGGUUCA